AUGGACCGCUUUGCUGACUCUGGAACGCAGACGGAGGCCGUCGUGGUCUUGUCUCUGGCCCAGGCCGCGGUCCUGGGCUUGGUGUCGGAGAACGAGGUGUUUGGGGCCACCGUCAGUCCCGGCGGGUUCUUCCCGGGCCUCGCCAAUGAGCCGGAAGACACGGCGAUGGUGGGGCGGGAGCAGCCGGGCGGGGGCUGUCCCCAGGAGAGCGAGGGCCGAGGCCAGGCCGACUCGCCGGAGGAGGAGGGCCCGGAGGCCGAGGCGCUCUUUGGGAAGCACGCCCGGCGGAGGAAGCGGCCCCCGGUGAGGCUGGUGCCCAAAGUGAAGCACGAGAGGGGCGAGGGGGAGCCGGACGAGGCGGAGCCCGAGCUGGCGGCCCUGAGCGAGGAGAGGGAGGAGGAGCCCCGCAGCCCCCCGGCCUGUGUGGAAGAGCCCGGCCCCGACCAGGCCGUCCAGAGCAGCACCCCCAGGAUGAUUGACCUCAGCACCUUCAGCCGGAAGCCGCGGCGCCUCCGGAGGCCCCCGCGCCACGAACUCUCCCCUGGGGACCUCAAGGAGGGGCCCCCCAGCCCCCCACCGGCCAGUGCCCCCGAGAGUGCGGAGGCCCUGCCCGGCAGCUACGACGGCUUCCCGGCUCCCCUGCCGGCCCCAAGCCACCCCGCGGAGCAGCCCCCCCUGCCGGACUCGCCGGACCAGAGCCGGGCGGCCUUUGUGUGGCCAGAGCCCCUGGACUUCGAGGCGGAGGCCCCGGGCGAGCAGAGCAAGAAGGCCCAGCUGGACCGCCUGGACAUCAAUGUGCAGAUCGACGACUCCUACCUGGUGGAGAAGCGCUGGCAGUGCCGCCUGUGCGAGAAGUCCUACACCUCCAAGUACAACCUGGUGACCCACAUCCUGGGCCACAACGGGGUGAAGCCCCACUCCUGCCCGCACUGUGGCAAGCUCUUCAAGCAGCCCAGCCACCUGCAGACACACCUGCUCACCCACCAGGGCACCCGGCCCCACAAGUGCCAGGUGUGCCAGAAGGCCUUCACCCAGACCAGCCACCUCAAGCGCCACAUGCUGCUCCACUCCGACGUCAAGCCCUACAGCUGCCGCUUCUGCGGGCGGGGCUUCGCCUACCCCAGCGAGCUGAAGGCCCACGAGGGCAAGCACGAGAGCGGGCGCUGCCACGUCUGCGUGGAGUGCGGCCUGGACUUCUCCACCCUCCCCCAGCUCAAGCGCCACCUGGCCACCCACCAGGGGCCCACCCUCUACCCCUGCCCCGAGUGCAGCAAGGCCUUCCACUACCGCAGCCAGCUCCAGAACCACAUGCUCAAGCACCAGAACGUCCGCCCCUUCGUCUGCACCGAGUGCGGCAUGGAGUUCAGCCAGAUCCACCACCUCAAGCAGCACUCGCUGACCCACAAGGGCGUGAAGGAGUUCAAGUGCGAAGUGUGCGGCCGGGAGUUCACGCUGCAGGCGAACAUGAAGCGGCACAUGCUGAUCCACACCAGCGUGCGCCCCUACCAGUGCCACAUCUGCUUCAAGACCUUCGUGCAGAAGCAGACCCUCAAGACCCACAUGAUUGUGCACUCGCCCGUCAAGCCCUUCAAGUGCAAGGUGUGCGGGAAAUCUUUCAACCGUAUGUAUAACCUCCUGGGCCACAUGCACCUCCACGCGGGCAGCAAGCCCUUCAAGUGCCCUUACUGCUCCAGCAAGUUCAACCUGAAGGGCAACCUCAGCCGUCACAUGAAGGUCAAGCACGGGGUGAUGGACGUCAGCCUGGACAGCCAAGACCCCAUGCUGGAGCUGACCAGUGGUGACCACACAGACCUGGACGGGCCGCAGGAGAUGGAGGACUACGAGGACGAGGAGAAUCCGUAUGAGUACGGGGUCGGGGGGAACCCCACGAAUGAGUCGGCCCUGGCGGAGCAGGCCAUGAAGGAGAUGGCCUAUUACCGCAUGCUGUAGCGGGUGCGUGCGUGCGUGCGUGCGUGGGGCUGGGCCUGGAAGGAGUCACCAGUGCCCCCGCCCCCGGUGAAGGCUUCGUUGAGCAGGGAGAGCUCCCGAGUGGCAGAGAGGGCGCUCUGCCCGCCUAGUUUCUGCCUGCACCGGAGCUGGGGCAUGGCCCCUGGGCGCCCCCUCUGCCAGGCUCUGUUCUCCAGCAGGAGAGGGCCUUUGUCCCGCUACCUCCUGCAGCCUACAGGAAGGGUCCGAGGCAGACGUGGUCCGCCAUACGGGCUCCAGAACUGCCGAGACACACACACCCUCCAGCCUCUGGGUCGGGGCAUGGAGCUCUCCCUUAUAAACUACCUCUGCCCCACACCAAAAAGAAAAAAAUUAUUGUACUAGGGCAGGGGGCUUGCCCCAAAGACUUGUGGAGUGAGUGCGCGCCCCCUGCCCCCCCCCACCCCUUUCCUGGCAGAGCAGCUGAGGUUGCAGGCCAGCCAGUUAGAUCACAGUGUCAUCUCCACAGAGCGGUCUGUGUCUCUCCCCCC
Messenger RNA from Gekko japonicus, 2477 nucleotides. It is a transcript of the gene ZNF710, whose product is annotated as zinc finger protein 710. The record is from RefSeq and is a predicted model, not a curated record. The transcript has 4 exons. NCBI's taxonomy places the organism in Eukaryota, Metazoa, Chordata, Lepidosauria, Squamata, Gekkonidae. The coding region runs from base 1 to 1950 and encodes 649 amino acids.